Messenger RNA from Fomitiporia mediterranea MF3/22, 857 nucleotides. RefSeq lists its product as uncharacterized. The transcript has 3 exons. The record is from RefSeq and is a predicted model, not a curated record. The coding region runs from base 6 to 857 and encodes 283 amino acids. NCBI's taxonomy places the organism in Eukaryota, Fungi, Basidiomycota, Agaricomycetes, Hymenochaetales, Hymenochaetaceae.
GCGAAAUGACCUUUGUCCAUCACAUAGGUACAAUGGAUUCUCGUAGCUAUGGAGACCGCUCAAGCUCUUCGGAUUAUGUGCAUCAAUCACCAGACAUUGCUCCUGAGCGAUCCACGAUCCUACCGACCUCGAGGAAACGUCGUUCACCCAAUGCAUUCAUCCUGUUUCGGUCGCAUUUCAUCGCAACCGGGCAGGUUCCUCCAGGCAUGGUUCACCAAAAUGAUGUAUCUCGCCAUGUUGCGGAAGUAUGGAAAUCGCAGUUGACACCGUCGGAUCGUGCGGUAUUCUUCAAGAAGGCACAGGAUGAGAAGGUCCGGUUUGACGUUGAGGGGCCCAAGGUGCCUGUAAAGAAGAGGAAAAGCAGGGCAAAAAAGACGUGCCAAUCGAGUCCACCAAUAUCAACCGCACUUCCUUACCUUCCACGAAGCCCCACUUCCGCCGUGGACGCUGUGUCCGAUGCAACAGACAUGUCUCCUUCAACGUCGAGUGCGAUGCACCUGUCGCCGCAGAGCUGUUCUUCACCGAUCAUUUAUACUCCUGUCACACCUAGUGAUGCAUCAGUCCCAUUCCCCGCACCGCAGGCGAUGCAUGCUAUUCCUCCCGAUUUGUUCAACUGGGAUUUCCCGGUGGACAAUAAUACCAUGGGUACGGGCGAAAAAAGAUCGCCGACGUCCUUCAACAAUACACCAGCUACCGUGUCUUCCAACGCUGGCUAUUGCUUCGACGGUAACAUACCUCCCACAGACCUGGAUUUCAAUGCACUACAUCUGGACUUCAGUUUCCCAAUAUCAGGCCUGGAUAUGUCAUUUCUCGGUUCUGAAUUCCUUCUUCCUCCGUCGUUCGAGAAUCCCUUUUAA